Molecule: messenger RNA, 1281 nt
Organism: Anopheles maculipalpis
Lineage: Eukaryota; Metazoa; Arthropoda; Insecta; Diptera; Culicidae
Gene: ro
Product: homeobox protein rough
Exons: 3
Coding region: 1-1281 (426 amino acids)
Biological process (GO): regulation of DNA-templated transcription
Molecular function (GO): DNA-binding transcription factor activity, RNA polymerase II-specific; DNA binding
Source: RefSeq, a predicted model, not a curated record
AUGCUCGCGGAAAGUGGUCCCCGUGCUUCGGAGCUUCACAUUCCUCCGUACAACAGUGAUACCGCCAUGCCAUGUACAACCGGGACAAUAACCGACCCACCGUUAAACAGACCACUAUCGCCGAGAAAGUUUUUCGAACGGCUGUACGGUCAUCUUGAGCGGGACAACAAUCGUACCAGCGAGGCGAACUGCAGUGAAGAUGUUCGACCGCCUACCGGUCCUAACGAAAGCUUAACAAAGGCUAGUGAUGCGUGUACGUUUAUCGAAAGCCACCACAACCAUUCUAGUGAUUCGCAAAAAUCUGUGUCAGUGAACAGUUCGAUCAAUUCCAUCAGCCCUCGAUCGUCUUUGGCAGUGGACAUUGAGGAAGAUUCAUCCCAAGAUGCUAGCAUUUCGUCACCACGUCUGCAACAACAACAUGAUCGUCAUCCGGCCUGUGCCCAACAUUACGCUGUGGGCUCGGCAGAUUAUCCCGUUGCCAGGUUAGGUGGACAGAGUUAUGGAUUGGUGGCAACUCCGACACAAUCCACCAUUGUCCCGGUGGUGCCAACACAACAUUUUGCUCAACCUAGUGAUACAUCUUUAAUCGGCGGAAGUCAGCGGCAACCCGGACAGCACGGCAUGUCUACGUUCUUUUCGUCCACUGGCAGUUAUGGUGCUACAUCAUUUAGACCAUUUUUUGGUAUUGCCCAUGAUGCAACGCAACUGCCGGCGGGACUAUCUGCAUUUCUGGCCCGGCGUCGAAAAAAGGAAGGACGCCCAAGACGCCAACGCACCACAUUCAGCAGCGAACAAACGCUGCGGCUCGAGGUAGAGUUUCACCGGAACGAGUAUAUCUCACGAAGCAGGAGGUUUGAACUGGCGGAAGUGUUGAAGCUUUCCGAGACGCAAAUUAAAAUCUGGUUCCAAAAUCGUCGUGCAAAGGAUAAGCGCAUCGAGAAAGCACAAAUUGACCAGCAAUACCGGACAUUCGCUGCAGUUAAUGGAUUGCUCACACCGUUUAGCCCGCAAUAUCCGGCAGCACUGAUUGCAACGCAACAGCAGCAUCACCAACUCCACCCUCCUCCUCCUCCUCUUCCUCCCGCCCAUCAUCCUACCCAGCCCCAACCUCAACAACAGCAUCAUCAACACCAUUUACAGCCAAUGCAGGCGUGUGCAACGGGCAGGACACUACAUCAAAAAACGAGCAGCCAACCGAAUUCUGAGACAAAGCGUUAUCAGUCACACCAAGGACCGAACGGUAAUGGGGAGAACUGUGGUAACGAUACAGCUAAGAGAUAA